AUGGCAAUCGAGACCACGGGGCUAGUCGAUAGAAAUAUGGAAGAUAUAUUGAAGGACGCCGAGCUCAUUGACCCAAGUAACAUCAUUGUGGAGGAUGACGAAGACGAUGAGUACCUCUACGACUUGAAGAAGAAGCAGCAGAAGCCGCGGUCGAGUCUCCUGUCAACCACCAGAGCAUUGAGGUAUAUCUCGAGAAACAAGCAGUUUUUGUGGAUUUUGGUGGGGUUCUUUAUCGUGGUGAAGAUAUACGACUUCGCAGUCUAUACCACGUAUCCGUAUUAUAGUGGCAACUACAGGGAUCACAAUAAUUACAAUUUGGUAUCAAUCACCACCGAAGUGAUCCAGCUGAAUUACCAUGAGGCCAUCACUAAGCAGGGAAGCCCAGUUGAUUGGAACAAAUAUGCGUAUGUGUCGUACGCCACGGAUCUAAAUUAUUUGUGUGCCUCGCUUAUGCUAUUCAAGAAAUUGAAGAAUGAUUAUAAGACAAAAGCAGAUUUGGUAUUAUUCUACAACCUCGAUCACAUGGAUCAUGACAUUCGCAGUGAUUUCGUGGCUUUUGAAGACAAUUACCAAACCAUUGCGGACAGUUUAGGGGUCAAAUUGAUCAAUAUGGACGCCAUCCACGUUGGGAGGGUCGAAGACACCAAUUUCGAAUCAAGUUUCAAUAAAUUGGCGUUGUUCCAGUUUGCGCAAUACCCGCAACUUGCAAAAUAUUCAAAAUUGGUCUAUAUGGAUUCCGACAUUUACUUGAACGAUAAACUCGAUGAAUUGUUUUUUUUACCCAAUGAGUUUGAUGUGGCCAUGCCAUUGGCGUAUUGGAUUGUCGAUCCAGCAAAGAAUUAUCAAAACUUAUUAUCAAAUUACCCCUCCACCGAACCGAAUUUCGCGCCAUCGGAACGCAAACAUUUGAAUUAUUUCAGAAUCCAAGAUGGGGGUUACAAUUUGAAAUGGUCGACCGCCCUCAUGGUGGUGACCCCAUCCGCAAAGUUGGCAGACGCCAUCAACGAAGGGUUAUCGAUCAGGUCCAAUACCGAUUAUGAUAUGGAUAUUGUCAAUAGCGUGUUUGAUUCGGUAUCACACCUUCGCAGGCUAACAUUACCCCAUAGAGGAUACUUUAUGAUCACCGGAGAUAUUUUCCUGUCGCCGCACGGUCGUAAUUUACACUUGGCCGACCCAUUAGACUUACAAUUCAUCAACAAUUACUCAUUAAAGAAAUGUUCUAGUUGGACCAGCAGUGACGAGUCAAAGCCUUAUUGGUGUCACACCGAUACUAUCAAACAUGAUUAUCUUAAACGGCUCAACGAAACAAAAAUCGUUCAUUUUUCUGAUUUCCCAUUACCCAAGCCGUGGGUCCAAAGUACCAUCAAGAUUGCUUGCGGCAAUAAAAAGAAGAAAGAUUUACGAAGGACCUUAAUGGUGGAAAAUUGUGAUGAUUAUAAUGUUUGGGCGUAUUAUCAUAAUUUAUUCAUUAGAGAAAGAUUAGGGAUCUGUCAUCUUCAUCAAGAAGAGGACGAUGAUUAG
Saccharomycopsis crataegensis is the source of this 1521-nucleotide messenger RNA. RefSeq names its product glucose N-acetyltransferase (gene GNT1). Lineage: Eukaryota; Fungi; Ascomycota; Saccharomycetes; Ascoideales; Saccharomycopsidaceae. The record is from RefSeq and is a predicted model, not a curated record. The transcript has a single exon. Gene Ontology annotation, molecular function: glycosyltransferase activity. Bases 1 to 1521 code for a protein of 506 amino acids.